AUGUUAAGUGCACUUAAGAACUCAAAGCCAAAAGAUCAGGAAGCGUAUGCAAGUGUGAUCGAUGGGCUUAGCAAACUGUACUUCAAUAAACUGCUUCCCCUGGAGAAUGCUUAUAAAUUUCAUGAUUUUCAUUCACCUCCACUUGAGAAGAGUGAUUUCGAGUCGAAACCAAUGGUUUUGCUUAUCGGACAAUAUUCUACUGGAAAGACAACUUUCAUUCGCUAUUUAAUUGGAGAAGAUUUUCCUGGGAUUCGAAUUGGCCCUGAGCCGACCACUGAUAGUUUCAUAGCUGUGAUGAAUGACGUCAGAGCUGGUAUUAUUCCAGGGAAUGCUCUUGUAAUGGAUCACAGGAAGCAGUUCAAACCUCUUUCAAAAUUCGGAAAUGGGUUCUUAAACCGUUUUCAGUGUGCACACAUGCCAAAUGGUGUUUUGGAUGGGAUAACGUUCAUUGAUACGCCUGGCAUUUUGAGUGGAGAGAAACAACGUGUCGAUAGAGGUUAUGACUUUUCAGGUGUCAUUGAGUGGUUUGCCGAGCGAGCGGAUCGAAUUAUCUUGCUUUUUGAUGCCCAUAAACUCGAUAUUUCAGAUGAAUUUAAACGAGUCAUUGAAGUCCUGAAGUCAAAUGAAGAUAAAAUACGGAUUGUUUUGAACAAAGCAGAUAUGAUUGAUUCUCAACAACUUAUGAGAGUGUAUGGUGCUUUAAUGUGGAGUUUAGGCAAAAUCUUGAAUACACCUGAAGUGGCACGUGUGUAUAUUGGCAGCUUUUGGGAUCGUCAACUAGUAUUUGAUACUAAUCGAAAGUUAUUUGAGUUGGAAAAAAUGGAUUUGUUUCGUGAUCUUGCCACUCUUCCUGCCAAUGGUACCCUCAGAAAGUUGAAUGAUUUCAUCCGACGUGCUCGUCUUGCUAAAGUACAUGCUUAUGUUAUUUCUCAUUUAAAAAAAGAAAUGCCAACAAUGGUAGGCAAAGAUGCUAAGAAAAAGGAGCUUAUUAAUAAUUUAUCUAAAGUAUACGAUACUAUAUCACGUACACAACAUAUAUCAAUUGGGGAUUUUCCAAAUAUAAACAGAAUGCAAGAAUGUUUAGAAGUACACGAUUUUAGAACAUUUUCUGCACUACAACCAAAAUUGAUCAAGGUUGUUGAUGAAAUGUUGUCUACUGAAGUAGCGAAAUUAGUACAAAUGAUUCCACAGGAACGUGAAGCGAUUGUGGAAACAUAUGGUCCAGCUGUUACAGGUGGAGCUUUCGAUACAUCUGGUACACCAUUCAGUUUUCAUGCCGGUGAAGGAUUUGAAGAGGGUCGCUUUGAAAACGAUUGGAUAGUUAAUCGGUGCCGACAACAAUGGGAUGAGGAUUUCCUUAAAUUGAAUCCUGUGGAUGGUAAAAUCAGUGGAGAAGCCGCGCGUAGUCAUAUGCUUAAAUCGAAUUUACCCAAUAGUACCUUGAGAAAUAUUUGGAUUCUUGGUGAUGUUGAUCGUGAUGGUUGUUUGGAUGAGGAUGAAUUCUCUUUAGUUUGUUAUUUGAUUAAAUUGAAAUUAGAAGGUUAUGAAUUGCCAUCUUGUCUUCCUGAGCAUUUAAUACCUCCAUCGAAACGUAAUGUUGGACAACCACUACGCAACGGCUAUCAUAAAGGUUAA
Molecule: messenger RNA, 1635 nt
Organism: Heterobilharzia americana
Lineage: Eukaryota; Metazoa; Platyhelminthes; Trematoda; Strigeidida; Schistosomatidae
Source: the annotation of a GenBank genome assembly